Molecule: messenger RNA, 2126 nt
Organism: Hyla sarda
Lineage: Eukaryota; Metazoa; Chordata; Amphibia; Anura; Hylidae
Gene: SPAG16
Product: sperm associated antigen 16
Exons: 16
Coding region: 165-2003 (612 amino acids)
Biological process (GO): axoneme assembly
Cellular component (GO): axonemal central apparatus
Molecular function (GO): protein binding
Source: RefSeq, a predicted model, not a curated record
UCACGCUGUAUACGCCUGCGCUAUAAAAACAGCAGCACGCGCUGGCCGCACUCCUCUAGGAGGAGUCUCGCGAGAGGACACUUGCUCUCGCGGUGGUUUGUGAAUCAGCUGUGGUUACCUGGCAACGCACAGACUCCAACUGUAACAACCAGAGCGGCUCAGCGAUGGACGCAGACAGAGACAACUACUACCUGGACCAGGUUACAAUUUCUGAAGGAUCAGAAGACGGUUAUCAGUAUGAAGAGAUUCCAGAUGAUGAUGACUUAAGUCUUACAGAUGGGGAUGAAGAUCUGUUGAGAGCAGUGCAAACAGUUCAAGAACAGGCUGAAGAUGUCCAGUCUCAAAGAUCCCCUCUUUCUCCUCAGCGACCUGUCUCUCACAGGCCUGAAGUAGUGGAUGAUUUUCUUCGCAAUUUUCUGAUUAAAAUGGGCAUGAUGAAAACCUUGGAAUGCUUUCAGACAGAAUGGUAUGAAAUGAUGCAAAAAGGCCUCCUGCAGCCAGAAGCUGUUGGUUUUGUCCCAGAUGUUUAUGCUUCCAACCAGAUGCUAGACUCUGAGAUAAAGAGUUUGAAGAAAGAAGUGGAAACAUACAAACUUGCUGCAAGUAAAGCUAAAGAAACGCUGGUAAAGCUACAGAAAGAGCGCAAUUUCCACAGGAUGCACCAUAAGCGUGUGGCCCAGGAAAAAAACAAGCUCAUUAAUGACAUCAAAAGGUUGAAGGCGCAUUAUGAUUCUUAUGAACCAUUGCUGAGGCAGCUGCAUGAAAAAUACCAAACAGUGUUGCGGCAGAAGAUGCUGACCAGUCUAGAGAGGGACCGAGCUGUUGGAGAGGUGACUGGUCUUCAAGCUACCUUGAAGAACUUGGAAUCUGGACAUAAAGUCGAUCUCCCUGUGAAAAAGGAUGAUGUUAAACCCAACAAGGAAGAGGGUCCUACUCAGAAGUCAAUUCGAGAGGCUCGUGAAAAAGAACUGUUACAGGAAGGGGUAGCUCUAUAUAAUGCAGAAAAAGACCCCAAUAAACAAAUUGGAAAGACACAUCCUAAGGACUCUGAAUUUCCUCCAGACAACAGAGUGAAUCCUCUUCUGGCUCAACUUAAAGGGAAGAGCAGCCAUCUCCUUAAAACAAGUGGAUACAGUUUGAGCAACACUCUUAAAGCACACGAACUAGCAGUGAGCUGUUUGGCCUUGCACCCUCGUAAAGAGAUCUUGGUUACCGCCAGUGAUGACCGUCUUUGGAAGAUGUGGUCCAUUCCCAGUGGAGAGAUCAUCAUGACUGGUGAAGGACAUUCUGACUGGCUUUCUGGCUGCUGCUUCCAUCCAAAUGGCACUAGAUUGGCAACAUGUUCCGGUGACUCAACAAUUCGUAUAUGGGACUUUGCAAAGUCGGAAUGUAUCCUAACAUUGGAAGGACAUACACAUGCAGUCUGGGGCUGCUCCUGGCACUCGUGUGGGGAUUUCCUGGCUUCCUGCUCCCUAGAUAACAACAGCAAAAUAUGGGAUCUCAACAGUGAAAGGUGCAGGUACACCAUGAGGGGCCAUGUGGAUUCUGUUAAUAGCAUUGAGUUCCUGCCAUAUUCCAACAUUGUGCUCACUAGCUCUGCUGAUAAGACCUUGUCCCUGUGGGAUGCUAGGAUGGGCAUGUGUGCUCAGACCUUCUAUGGACACCUCCACUCAUGCAACUAUGCUACAUUCAACUUGAAGGGAGACACCAUUGCAUCCUGUGACUCCUAUGGUAUUUUGAAGCUUUGGGAUGUGCGGAAGAUUUCAGUGAUGUUAUCAGUCGAUGCCGGACCUCACCCUGGAAAUCAGGUGGCCUUUGAUCCAUCGGGUCAGUUGGUGUCCCUCGCCAGCAACGAUGGAACAGUCAAGAUACUGGUGCUAGCAACUGGACAAAUGACCAGCCUAGUAGGCCAUGAAGAUGAUACUCAAUGUGUUAUCUUUGACCACAAAGGAGAUUAUCUGAUCUCUGGGGGAUCUGAUGGAACUGUUCGAUUCUGGUCCUAAGAAAAAGCGACUUCUAAUGUUAUCCAUAGUAUCUUGUCUACAUACUGUGCACCUGUUUGGAUCAGUGUGAAAUAUGCAAACACGACUAAGAGUUUUAAAUGUUUAAUAAAGUUUUUCUUGUUA